This is a messenger RNA of Hemicordylus capensis (graceful crag lizard), 4819 nucleotides long. RefSeq names its product LDL receptor related protein 12 (gene LRP12). The coding region runs from base 57 to 3215 and encodes 1052 amino acids. The transcript has 8 exons. Lineage: Eukaryota; Metazoa; Chordata; Lepidosauria; Squamata; Cordylidae. Gene Ontology annotation, cellular component: microtubule; cilium. The record is from RefSeq and is a predicted model, not a curated record. Gene Ontology annotation, biological process: cilium assembly. Gene Ontology annotation, molecular function: microtubule binding.
UGUCAAAGGCACAUGAAAAGAGUGAACACGCGUAUCUGUUCAUAAGCCAUGAGUUUAUGUGGACUUUCUGGAUUGGGUUGCAAAGCGUAGCAAAGCGAGUAGAAGCGAGACGUCUUCGCUUACUGGAGGCUGGGGGCAAGCGUCCACCUCGACAGAAAAAGGCCAGCGCGCCAUCCAGCCCCCACCCAUCUGAAAGAGCAAAGCUUCGGAGGAGACGACGACGUUCGACUGGAGUCAGCGUCUCCUCCUCUGAGGGAGGCGGGGUCUCCUCUGUCCCCGCCCCGAGCAGCCGCUGUCAGAGAGAGUGUCUCGGCUGCUGUCCAGUGCGCAGAUGCGCCGCCGGAGCCCCUCCUGCCCGCCGGAGGAGAGCGCUGCCUGAGCCAGGAGGAGACGCGAAGAGGCCGAGGCCGCCGGUGGUCGCAGCAGCAGCAGCAGCAGCAGCAGCAGCAGCAGCAGCAGCUCAUGGCUUCCCGCGCCGGUGGCUGAGGAGAGCGAGCGCGCGCGGAGCUGGCGGCUGUGUCUCCUCCGGUGAGGCGACGCUUGGGCCCUCCCGCAGCCAAGCGCCCUUGCUGUGGGGCUCGGCGACGGCUCCAGCGCUGGCUCGUCCUCCUUCCUCCUCCUCCACCCCCACCCCCCGUGGCGGUGUUAUGGCCCCUUGCUGGCGCACAAAAGGGUCCCUUGCUUGGAGGUCAGCGCAGUUCCUGCUCCUCGUCGCCUCCUGCUGUGGAAACAGUGCUCUUGCAGAACGUUCUGAAAAUGUGCAUAUUUCAGGAGUGUCAACUGCUUGCGGAGAUAUUCCAGAACAAAUUAGAGGUCCAAGUGGGAUAAUCACUAGCCCAGGCUGGCCUCUUGAAUAUCCUGCCAGAAUCAACUGUAGCUGGUAUAUCCGGGCAAACCCAGGGGAAAUUAUUACCAUAAGUUUUCAGGAUUUUGAUGUUCAGGGAUCACGGCGAUGCAGCUCAGAUUGGCUAACGAUAGGGGCCUACAAAAACAUGGAAGGUUACAGAGCAUGUGGAUCUUCUAUUCCAUCACCAUACAUCUCUUCACAGGACCACGUUUGGAUCAGAUUUCAUUCAGAUGAUAGUAUAUCACGGAAAGGCUUCAGACUGACAUACUUUGCUGGGAAAUCUGAUGAAACAAGCUGCGAUUGUAACCAGUUCCAUUGUGCUAAUGGGAAAUGUAUUCCGGAAUCUUGGAAGUGUAAUGCCAUGAAUGAAUGUGGAGACAACUCCGAUGAAGAAAUCUGUGCCAAAGUUAACCCUCCUACUGCUGCUUCCUUCCAGCCAUGUGCAUACAACCACUUUCAGUGUCUGUCUCGCUUCAAUGUUUAUACUUGCAUUCCAGAAUCCUCAAAAUGUGAUGGAAAUCUUGACUGUCUUGACUUGGGAGAUGAAAUAGACUGUGGUGUGCCAACAUGUGGGCAGUUGCUAAAAUAUUUUUAUGGUACUUUCAAUUCUCCCAAUUAUCCAGACUUUUAUCCUCCAGGGAGCAACUGCACUUGGCUGAUAGACACUGGUGAUCAUCGUAAAGUUAUUUUGCGUUUCACUGACUUCAAACUUGACGGUACUGGUUAUGGGGACUAUGUUAAAAUAUAUGAUGGAUUAGAGGAGAAUCCACGUAAACUGUUACGUGUUCUAACUGCUUUUGACUCUCAUGCCCCUCUUACAGUUGUUUCUUCUUCUGGUCAAAUCAGAGUGCAUUUUUGUGCUGACAAGGUGAAUGCAGCAAGAGGAUUUAAUGCUACAUAUCAAGUAGAUGGCUUCUGUCUGCCAUGGGAAAUUCCAUGUGGCGGAAACUGGGGUUGUUAUACAGAGCAGCAGCGCUGUGAUGGCUAUUGGCAUUGUCCAAAUGGACGGGAUGAAACCAACUGCACCAUGUGCCAAAAAGAAGAAUUUCCCUGCUCUCGGAAUGGUGCCUGCUAUCCACGCUCUGACCGAUGCAACUAUCAAAAUCAUUGUCCCAAUGGUUCGGAUGAAAAGAAUUGCUUCUUUUGCCAGCCAGGAAACUUCCAUUGCAAAAAUAAUCGAUGCGUGUUUGAAAGCUGGGUUUGUGAUUCUCAAGAUGAUUGUGGUGAUGGUAGCGAUGAAGAGAAUUGCCCCGUUAUUGUGCCCACUAGAGUAAUCACUGCUGCUGUUAUUGGGAGCCUUAUUUGUGGGCUACUCCUUGUCAUUGCUUUGGGGUGCACUUGUAAGCUGUAUUCUUUGAGAAUGUUUGAACGAAGAUCAUUUGAGACCCAGUUGUCAAGGGUUGAAGCUGAGUUGUUAAGAAGAGAAGCACCUCCUUCUUAUGGACAGUUGAUUGCUCAGGGUUUAAUUCCACCAGUUGAAGAUUUCCCUGUUUGUUCACCAAAUCAGGCUUCAGUUCUGGAAAAUUUGAGGCUAGCAGUGCGAUCUCAGCUUGGGUUUAGCUCCAUCAGACUUCCAAUUGCAGGCCGGUCAAGUAAUAUUUGGAACAGAAUUUUUAAUUUUGCAAGAUCUCGUCAUUCUGGAUCCUUGGCAUUGGUUUCAUCAGAUGGGGAUGAUAUUGCCAGCCAGAAUACUAACAGAGAAACUGAACGAAAUGGUUCUCACCGAAGCCUCUUUUCAGUGGAAUCUGAUGAUACAGACACAGAAACUGAACGAAGAGACACAGCUGGUGCAGUUGGUGGUGUUGCUGCUACUUUGCCUCAAAAGGUCCCUCCUGCAACAGCUGUAGAAGCAACUGUAGUUUGUGGAACUUCCUCAGUUCAGAAUACCAAUGGUAGUACAGAUAACGGACGAGAAGCAACAAGCGCGGAACCCCCAAGUUCCAGUCCAGGACGCCAUCAGUUCUCUAGUGCACUAAGUCGUAUGACUCAAGGGUUACGAUGGGUACGCUUCACUUUAGGAAGAGCAAGUCCAGUAAAUCAGAACCAAAGUCCUUUAAGACAGCUUGAUAAUGGAGUGGGUGGAGGAAGAGAUGAAGACGAUGAUGUUGAAAUGCUAAUUCCAGUUUCUGAUGUAGUGUCAGACUUUGAUGUGAAUGACUGUUCAAGGCCUCUACUUGAUCUCACAUCUGACCAAGGACAAGGACUUAGACAGCCUUACAGUGCAACGCAUAAUGGAGUACGGUCUUGUAACCGAGAUGGCCCGUGUGAGCGCUGUGGGAUAGUACAUACCGCCCAGAUACCUGACACUUGCUUAGAAGCAACACUGAAAAAUGAAACAAGCGAUGAUGAGGCUUUGCUACUCUGUUAAGUAUGGAUUGAAUGGGAAUGUAUGCAAGUUGGAGCAAUAUUGGUGAUUGUUUUUGUACUUCAUAAUUAAGGAAAAAAUCCCCUAGUUUUUAGUUUCAAAAAAAUUCCAGGGCAAAUGAUGUGACUUACGCAUUUUAUUGUGCAUGAAUGAAUCUUUGGGCAACUAUUUUGCCACCAGCCUAAUGUACAUCUGUUGCUACUUCGUUAUUCUUUCAAAGUCAUCUACUGAUGACUUUCCCAGCAACUGUUUUUCCUACGAGUAGUCUUAAAGCGUGUGCAUGGAAGCAACUGCAGAUAGGAUGUCUCUGUAAUGUGUGAAAUGUAUGAGUAGUAGAUAAGCAUUGAAAUAUGCCAGGCUUGUCAGACCAUUUUGCAUUUUAUGCAUUGCAGAGGCUUAUGCAUCUGCAGCCAGUUUCCUACACAUUCUUCAACAUGAAGGUAGAGAAAGGUAAUCCUGGGAAGUGGCCUCCAUUUCAGAUAGGCUUAACAUGGUGGUGUAAUUCACAGCAGAAACUUGGCUGCUCAACCACUUUUGGCUGCCUGGCACUUAAUCCAAGUUGACAGGCUAGUUUGUACAGAAUAUUUAUUCUCUUUUGAAAUUAAAUCCAGUGUACUAUUGCCAAUAUAAUUGUAACUGAAUAUACUAAAUGCUGAUUAUUGCUAAAUAUUUUUUCCUUUUGUGGUUUAUAAUAUUUUGUCUAAUUAAUGAAUGUCAUCAUGGUGAACUUUUUCAGAGGGAGGAGAGACUUUCUCCAAAACACUUAUAUAUUUUUUCCUUUUAAAAGUUCAAACAGCAGUUAACUUAGAUAACUAAUGGCAAAAAAUCUUUUGUAGCUUUUAUAACAUUGACUUUAAUAAGUUUGUCUGGUAUGGUACAAUCAAAUAAGGUGUAAACAUUCACAAUAAUUUUUCAUCUAUCUUUGAAGAUAGAUAUCUGAAGUGAUUAAAAUAUGCAGUUAAUUCUUGUAUAUAAUGUUUUUUUAAGCUGAAAUAGGUACAUAUAACUCUAGAAAAUAUGUUCCAACUGCUAAUAGCUCUUUCCCCUAACAGGGUUUAAAUUUGUUUGGUUUAAAGGGAUUUGCACUAAAAUUAUAUUCUCUAAAGAGCUUAGUGCACAAGCACUAUCACUUUAAGUACUAUUCUUUAAUACAGCAAUGAAUAUAUAUAAUAUUUCCAUCUCUCUGUUCUUGGGUUGUUGCUUUCUUCUGUUGUUCGUUGCUGCAACUCAAUUUGCUUUACUAACUUCCUAUUUAUUCAUUGUAUUUAAAGGCUGGUUUACCUGGCAUCCUGUUGUGCUUUUUGUUUUUUAAAAACGUAUAUUUCAAGGGUUUUUGUUUGGUUUUUGUUACAUCACAUUGUUGGUGCAAAAUACACCAGUGGGGGGAAAGUGUUCAUAGUUUCCAAUUUUGUGACCAGCAGGUGGUUGUUACUUCUACAUGAUAUCAAAAAAUCCAUAUUUUGAGAAGGUGAAAAUUGUUGGUUGCUGUUAUAUUUAUUCUUUGCAAGUCUAAGUAGGCUUAAUGAUUUAGUAUGAAAAUGUAUUUGUGUGUGACUGUAUGCUAUUUAUUAAAUUUUACAUACUUUGCUGAAUGUCAUUUUAAAGCA